Molecule: messenger RNA, 3697 nt
Organism: Manis pentadactyla (Chinese pangolin)
Lineage: Eukaryota; Metazoa; Chordata; Mammalia; Pholidota; Manidae
Gene: FSAF1
Product: chromosome 8 C1orf131 homolog
Exons: 7
Coding region: 129-1190 (353 amino acids)
Source: RefSeq, a predicted model, not a curated record
AGGAGCACAACAGCGCCGGGACUGGUGGAGUUGACGGAGAAGCAGGAGUUGGAUGAACUGGAAGAAUCCAUGGGGCAGCUGCCGUCCCGGUCCCGGUCCCGGUCGGAGUCUGGAUUCUUUGCUACGCGAUGGUGGUGGUAGCGCUGGCGGGGGCGGUUCUUCUACGCUGGGAGGCCCCACCUCGCCUAGGGCGGUGGCACCCUCUGCAGCCGCUCCCGGGGACCUCGGGCGCCGCCAUCUUAGCCAGGACGGAAGCCGCGCGGGGACCUGGAGCGCGCGCGCAGCCUGCGGACUCCGGAAGUGGGCCGUCUCGCGGUGGACUCCGCAUGGCGCAGGACCUUGAGCUUGGGACGUCCGUGUUUCCCGGCUCGCAGACACAUCUGGACGCUCUGCUUAGAAACCUCUACGACUUUGGAGAGACAGAAGAUGAAGCAGGUAAGAAAAGGGUCAGAAAGAAAAGUGAAAGCAAGAAGAGAGAUACAGGGACUCCAGUGGCCUUGACAGCAGAACUCACUCCCCUACCUGGUUCUCAUGUAAGAGGCCCAAGGAAAAGUGCUACCUGCUUCUUCAGGGAGCUCAGAGAAGAGCUGCAGUGUGCUUCUGCUGUGACCCCCCUGGGCUAUCCCUCAGGACCAGAAGUCUCUAGUGCUACAGUAUCUCCCACGUCCUUGAAGAACAACAGGGGGCAAGUAGAAGUGAUAGAAUUUCACAGCGGAAAUAAAAAAAGACGACAGAAGCUAGAUCCAGAUGGUAGCACAAAGACCAAAACUAACAUCCAUGAGAAAGACAUGAGUAUACAAGAAUUUAACUUAGAAAAGGCACGUUUGGAAGUGCACCGGUUUGGGAUCACAGGUUAUGGAAAAGGAAAGGAAAGAGCCCUGGAACAGGAACGCGCCAUUAUGCUGGGUGCUAAGCCUCCUAAAAACAGUUAUGUGAAUUACAAGGUUUUCCAGGAGCAAAUCAAAGGAAAAAGGGCAGCAAAGGAGGAAGAACAGAGAAUGGCCCAGGACACAGAUAUUUUCAAGAAAAAGAAGAGGAAAGGGCAGGAAGACAGGAAACUCAAAAAGAAGAAAUCAGCUCCCAUUUUGUCAAGUGGACAGAGUGGACAGGUUGGAAAAUUCAAAAAUGGGACAUUGAUUCUGAGCCAAGUUGAUAUCAAGAAAAUUAAUUCUUCCCGAGUGGCUAAAUGAAGUACUUUGUAACAUAAAGAGAGGACUGGGAAAGUGCCAUUAUACUGAAACUGGACUCCUGCGAGACUUCUAGAUUAUUAUUUAUUUUCAAUACAUAGACUUUAAAUUUUAGGGAAAAAAUAAAUUAUAAAUAAUAAAAUUUCAAGUUGCUAAGGUGUCUGUUUUGGAGUGAUAACCAUGUUGGGCCAUCUAUAGUGUGAACAUAAAGUAAACCUAUUGAAAAUGAUGUUUAAUCUCCAGCAAAGCUCACUCUAGUUUCAUUUUGGUGUUUUGUGCAUUUGCGUAAGGUAAUAUUUUUUCAUAAAUUUACUGAUUUUGUAAAUGCUAAUAAUCUUAAAGUGCCUCAAUUUUUCAAAAAAUGAUGUUACUGUAUCAUGAAAGAAUGUGAUAACUUGACAGAUGUUUUAAUUUUAAAAAAAAUCUAAAACAGUUUUAGUUUUCAGCCUACCAGGUAUAUAAAAUCUACCUGAUAAGUUAUGUAACUAAAGUACAACUUUUGUGGUAUAUAUAGCCAUGAUUAUUAAAUAACACAACAGAGGAAUAUCCUAGUAGCUACUUUUAAUCAAAUAUAAUCUUCAAAGUAAUCACCUUGGGCAGCUAAACAUUUGUUUUAUAAAGAUACCACCCUUGCUGAAAGUGUCUGAAACUUCUCAAAGCCUGUGGCACAUUUUAAAAAUUCAUGGUGGUAAUCAAUUUUGGCAACCCCCCUUUUUUUUGCCAACAAUUCAGAUCCAGACCUAGUAAAUAACCAAAUUUUGGUGAAAACAGAGUAAGUGGCUGACUUCUUUAUCUGACUUGUAAGUUGACUCCAAAGACAUUGCCAAAUGAGCUAAAAAAAUGUUUUGAAUUGACACAAAGUUGGAAUUAGUAUUUUACUUUCCAGGAUUAUUUUGAAAGGCAGUAUUCAUUAGGAGAUAGAUGGAUGAGAUGGACAGAUGGGCAGUUUUUAAAAGUAAUGAUUUAAGAAGGUGUAGAAGAUCCCAAACGUGACAAUGCUAGGAAGAACCUCGAGUUAGAAAUGACCUAUGAGAGUGGUCCUGGAUCAGUAUAACUCCCUUCCUUUUUCAACAGAGAGCCUGGAGAUAGUGCUGGCCCCACCUUACUCCUGCCUCCCACAGCUGCAUGGCCCAGACAUGGAGCACUGUCCCAGGCUAGUCAGUUUUGGAAAAGCAUGCCAGUUCCAAGUAUAAAUUGCUUUUUGGUUUCACCUUUUAAUUUGCUGAAUAAAUAUUUAAAGAGCAGUUUUGUGACCACUGGGCAUUCUAGAAACAGAUUUAGGGACUAAAAGAAAGCAGCUUGUACUUUAAGGACUGAGUAUCAUGUUUAGACCUUGCUUUUUAUUUCCCCAUUGAUAAAGCUUUCUCCAGCAAGAUUAGCCACAGAGAGAAGCCACAGUGAAAAACAGUCAUCCAAGGGAAGACGGCUUUGACCAAGAUCCUGGCAAAAGCUGCAAAGGAAAGAAACUGGGCUUCAGGGUGGUGGAUAAGUGUUUCCUCACUGUCUUAAUCUGCCAUCUCCCCUUUGCAGGAGCUUCUUCCCAGUUGUGCACACCUCUGUGAGGAUCAGUUCUUACUCCGCACAAGCUUCCUGCCUAUUGUUCCUCCCAGUGAUCCACCAAGGGAAGUUGUGAUUCCUGUCCCUGCAACUCUUGGUUCUAUGGACCCAGAGACUCUGUUUCCCAACGGGAGAAGCAGAAAACAGUUAGUGUCCUACUGAACCAAGGUUGUUGCCUGGCAUGAAGAGCUCCCACCCUGCAGGGGUGGUUGACCAUGACUAUAAAGAGCAGGUAGAGCUGCUGUCACCCAGGGGAGCAGGAAGGAAUCUGCAGCCAAGCAGUCCACUGGGGCAUUCUCUUGAUAUGCCCUUUGCCUGAUGUUGAUGGUGAAUGGACAAGUGCAGUGACCUGGGACAGAAGGAACUGGUGACCAGAGGCCCAGACUCCCCAGGGGAAGGGUCCCGGUCAGGUUAGCAGAAGUGCUAUGUGAGGGCCAGGGGAGCCAAGAACAAAAAGCAGAAGCGAUGAGUGUUGCCGCUCCAAGACCAGCUAGAGUGACAGGGGAUGUAUUUUUUUCCCCAACCUUCCUCGUCUAAGCUUUCCUCCCUGGAAUUCUUGAAGAGUUUCUCCCCAUACUUCAGUGAGGCACAGAUCUGUGGCACAGGGGCUGGCCUGGUGGACACGGCGAUUUCCUCUCAGACCCCCUUCUAGAAAUAAGGACUUUCUCAGCUACCAAGACUAGAGAGAGCACCUCCUCCUGCUAUUAACCCUCCCCAGGGAUGGCCUUGUUGAUUCCUGGGGUGAAUCCACAGCCAGUGAAGGAUUGACAGGAGCAUCUUAAGGUCUAGGCCUCUUAUCCCAACUCGGGACUGCUGUGGAGUUGAGUUGGCUGAGGCCUUUGCCGGUCUGCAUCUCAGCUUGAUGUCUCCCUCGGCCCAAUCCUGCUUCCUUUCCUUUCAUUCCAAGGGUGUGGAUCCCAAAAGCACCUGCUAAUAAAUGUCCUGCUCUGUAA